Dioscorea cayenensis subsp. rotundata (Guinea yam) is the source of this 1663-nucleotide messenger RNA. Its product is annotated as protein HOMOLOG OF MAMMALIAN LYST-INTERACTING PROTEIN 5. Gene Ontology annotation, biological process: late endosome to vacuole transport via multivesicular body sorting pathway. Bases 65 to 1456 code for a protein of 463 amino acids. The transcript is spliced from 7 exons. The record is from RefSeq and is a predicted model, not a curated record. Lineage: Eukaryota; Viridiplantae; Streptophyta; Magnoliopsida; Dioscoreales; Dioscoreaceae. Gene Ontology annotation, cellular component: multivesicular body.
AAAACACUCUUCUUUACUUCUUCUUCUUCAUCUUCUCUUCUUUGAUUCGCGGUGAGGAUCGGAGAUGGCGAGUGAGCCGGAGCCGGCGAAGCUGCUGCUUCCCUACCUGCAAAGAGCCGAUGAACUCCAGAAGCAUGAGCCCCUUGUCGCUUACUAUUGUCGGUUAUACGCCAUGGAGAAGGGGCUGAAGAUCCCGCAGAAGGAGCGGACCAAGACCACCAACGCGCUCCUCAUCUCCCUCAUGAGCCAACUUGAAAAGGAUAAGAAAUCACUAACAUUAGGGCCUGAUGACAAUCUUUAUGUGGAGGGAUUUGCUGCAAAUGUGUUUGCUAAGGCAGAUAAACAGGAUCGUGCAGGACGUGCUGACUUGAAUACUGCAAAAACCUUCUAUGCUGCAAGUAUUUUUUAUGAGAUUCUGUCUCAGUUUGGUGAAUUGCAGCCUGAUAUUGAGCAGAAGCAGAAGUAUGCUAUUUGGAAGGCUGCAGACAUAAGGAAAGCUUUGAAAGAAGGACGGAAACCUGAACCUGGCCCUCCUGGAGGUGAUAAAGAUCUUUCAGUUGAUCCGAGUUCCCCAAGCAACACAUAUAAUGUCAACCAAAGUGAGAGCUUUUCUGCGGGCCAACCAGCCACUCAAGCCUCAUCUCAUUAUGACAUGGGUCGAAGUGAAAGCUUUCAACCUAGCUUUUCAGGUGCUGAUACAUCAUCCCAACAUUCCCACGAUCUUGGUCGGACUAAAAGCUUUCAAGACGGCUACCCAGGCGCUGACAUAUCAUCCCAACAUUCCCACGAUCUUGGUCGGACUAAAAGCUUUCAAGACGGCUACCCAGGUGCUGACAUAUCAUCCCAACCUUCCGAAAAUAUAAACCCGUAUGCCCCUCCAAUGACACCUAGCCCACAUUCCUCCUACCCCAGCCAUGACUAUCCUCCUACUGAGUACAACCAGUUUCCACCAGACAACCGACAUGAAAUUUCAGGUUACCCUCAGAACUAUCAUCACCAGCAGUCAUAUUCCAAUGAACAAUCACAAAUGCCCCAAAACUAUCACGCCCAUGAUAACACUGGUCAAUCGUACUCGUACCCUAAUUUCCAGUCCUACCCCGGCUUUAACGAAACUUCCUUCCCGACGGUUCCAACACACCAGCCUUAUUAUCAAAGCCCUGAUCCGGCCUCAUCACAACAAUCAUCUCCCGCCGCUCCAAGCUACCCGUCAACUGUCCAGUAUGAUUCAGGAAGUGGUAGCAAGAAGCAUGCUGGUACCGGCUCAUCGGGCCCGCCUGCAUCUAGCUACACUUACGACAGUAAUUAUCAUCCGCCGAUUGAAAAAGUGUCGGAGGCUCACAAAGCCGCAAGGUUUGCUGUUGGCGCACUUGCAUUUGAUGAUGUGUCUGUUGCUGUGGAUUAUCUACGCCGAUCUCUUGAGCUUCUUACCAAUCCUUCAGCCGAAACCCAUCAAUAAUGCGGCGACGAUGAUUUCACACCGUUUCUGUUUUACUCGUCACUGUACAGGAGCUUGUUUUCUUUGCCCAUACUUGUUUACAUGCAUGAUUAAGUUUGCUUAGAUAACACAAAGAAGAACAAUUACUGGAGAUGUUGGGCCACAUUACUUGCUUGCAAGAUUGCAACUUUUUCUUAUUAGUUUUCCAGACAGGUUGAUGUUUAUUCA